This is a messenger RNA of Asterias rubens (European starfish), 3204 nucleotides long. RefSeq lists its product as uncharacterized. Lineage: Eukaryota; Metazoa; Echinodermata; Asteroidea; Forcipulatida; Asteriidae. The record is from RefSeq and is a predicted model, not a curated record. The transcript is spliced from 3 exons. Bases 332 to 2770 code for a protein of 812 amino acids.
CCUCUUCACGGGAAAUCCCUGACCGAAACAUAAUGGUUUUGCCUUCGGUUAUGACCUUCUUAGACACGGCACUUUAAAUCGAUUAUGGUACUCUACAAUUGAUAUGUAAUUCGGUGUAUGAUUACUAUAGAUGUGCCACUAGCCUAUUUAGACCAUGUUUAGACAUGUGAAAGCACUGGACGUUCAUUUAUACACACAGGGUGGAUUAGUUUUCUGCGUUGGUUUUGCCAUCCAAUUAUAAACAUGACUGAAUGAUAAUCAGUUAUAAAACUCAUAUCAUCAAAACUAGAAAUAAUCUCUUUCACUUUGGUUAAGAGAUCUACCAUCGACAAUGGAAACUUCCUCUGCAUAUGACACAUUACCAAGUGGUAAUAACUGGACUGUUGUCAGUGGUUCACCGUACACGGAUGUACUAACAACUUACCAUCAGGAAUCGGCUUCUGUGGCAAGGAAGUACAUGGAAAAUAUGUCUAGCAUACUAUACGCAAUAGCUGGAGCUGUGGUAGUGCUCUGCAUUCUGAUACAUGGAUGUCUAUUCUAUCGAAGAUGGAGACUCAAGCGAGUGAGGGCGUCUGUGACAGGCAGCCCAGAAAGAGGCUGGAGCUGGUUUAAAACUCCUGGUAAAGCGACUUACUGGUCUAAAACUCCUGGUAAAGCGACAAACUUUGAAUCUUCCACCAUGGACGCCAUUGAUAUUGAGUUAGGAGACCACAAGGACUUAGUCUCUUCUGAUUCGUCCAGAAUCCACCUGGCAAAAUCCUCUCCCUCCUCUUCACUGCUUGAUCAAGACUUGAACGAGAGGAGAAGGUCAUCAACUAGGAUCAGGGUGCUUCCUGCCCUGGCCUUAUCAAGGAGCUCUAGUGCGGCGUCGGGUCAACCCGAGAAUGGUCCAGACGAGGGAGAUAGCGAGGAUGGGCUAUCUUCCAAUUUCAGCAAAAGUCUUACGAUGGAUGCUGUGGAGAAAAAUGAAACCUCAAAGUGUACCUCUGAUGUGACAGCAUCCCCAGGUAACGAGCCAUGUUCCGAAUACGAGCUCUUACAAUGUGGGACUGCCGGAACACCGAACGAACAAGACACUAAACCUGACACGAUUUGCAAACCAAACACCAUCCCCACAAUACUCCAAACCCAACCCAGCGAAGAACAUACCGAAUACCAACUUUUGAACGCUGGCGUUCAAACGAGGACGAACAUUAAAAAACAUCCAAAGGAUCUAUUUAAAAGAAGGUCUUACAGUUUCGACAACGUUCCGGUUUUAGGGGCGGGUGGCUAUGCCGAGCUAAAGCAAACUAUUUCGGCUACCUUGAAGCCAGGACGUGGACGGAGCGCGAGUGAAAGCCAAGGACAUUCCCCUAAAAGUCAGAAAAAUAAAGUCAGCUUCGAUGAUACGUCUUUGUCCGGAACUUCAAACGCAGACCCUACGUAUUUUACACUUGUUCCUGAUUCGGAGCAGGAGCCGAAUCAUUCGAAGCAGGAGCCGAAUCAUGAUAAGAGGUAUCGGACACUUCCACCCAUAAAAACCAACAUUACAAAAACUGACGAGUCCUCCGGCAAGCGGAAAUUGGGUCUCAGUUCCUUUAAGUUCUCCAGGAAGAGUAAAACAUCGGACAAGAAGAAGACUAAGACCCCACCCAGUUCCCCUGCACGGAAAACCAACCCGGAAACCUCAUCCGCGAUCUAUGAAGAACCAGAGUUCAUUGAGGAACCAAACCCAGCCACUUGUCCUGUUUACUUUAGUCUUGAGCAGCCAGAGAAGAGUGCCAUUGGGAAAUGUCAGGAGAACAUUCUCUCAAAGGAUUCCAAAACCGGAACUAAAUCAUUACUCUUCAAAAACUCUCCCAAAAAUCACAAAAAGAGCAAAGGCACCAGGAAUAUCAUUUCAUAUAAGAAGAAUCCUGAUAAUGAAAACUCCAAGAGUGCUGAUGACGGUUACGAAGAUUUGGAAGCUUCUGCAGAAAGUUCAAAAGUAGAUGAUUCACCUGUUUAUGAUACACUCGAGCCCGGACCUGUUGCACCCCCUGUUCCGUCAAACAAGAACAGCGGCCCAGUUAUAGGGAGAACUACCACCGGGGCGCCGCUGAGACAAUUCAAGCCGGCAAACAGAGAGCUACCCAAAAGACCUUCUCAGAACGUCUAUGACUGCAUCGAGCGAGGAGCCUUCCCAUCGCCAGGGUCCAACCAAAGAUCGCAAACCCUUCUACCCACGACAAGACGAGGGUCCAGCCCGUCUUCCCAGAGGUUUAAUCAAACACCUUCAACAGCCUAUGAUUCUCUUUGCCCCUCUACUCUGCCAGAGCAACUCAAAGCAGCUACCUUAAGGCGUGGCUCAUCUCCAGAGCCAGCCAGAAGCCAACCAGACGCAGUCUACGACCUUCUGGAUCCAGAAACCUUCUCUCAACAGGCCUCAGAUGGUUCCGCAAAGAAGCUUGCACUGCGUCCUGGAGUAGGUCCAAAACCGAAAUCAUUACGGCUUCAAAGGAACACCAGCCUAACCUAUGACACCUUACACGAGGAGUUACAGAUCAGACGGGGCUCUCUGGGAACUAGACCUGCAAUCAACACCAGCCCGAAACCUCUAAUAAGAACUAGCUCCUUGUCAAAAAUACAAAGAGGGCGCCCUGAUAUCUCCCCCAAACCAUCACCUCGAGGACAAGACUCGGUGAGCACAAAACCAGUGGUUCCAAAGAAACCCACUAUAAACGGAAACACAAAUGGCGAAGACCCUGUGUAUUUCACGCUGAAUGCAGACGCUAGCUCCGAGCCUAUUUAGCUGAUAUUUUGUACUAUAAUUUUGCAAAAGUAAAAUCAAGAACAGACUCACAUAUUCGUAUAUAACUUGUUGUUUUUAGUCGACCCUUUCCAAAGAGAUUGUAACAUAUUUGUUUAAAUGACUAAAAACAUAAUUCCGCACUAAUAGACGGAGAACGUUCGAAUGCUCGCGAGACUUGCCCAGUCUAAGUGGCUAUGCUGGGUGUGUAAAAUCAAACAGAGUAAUUUGUAUACGAGACACCCGACCUCCUUGUACCUUACGACUACAAGUUUAAAGGCAAUCUCUACUGAUUCUGACUAAACUAAAAUUGACCUUGUGUUGUAUAUAACAAUGAAAUAAGAUCCACAAUUAGUGAUUGUUUACACUAAUAGAGGCCUCAUUGAAGAAGGCUGUCUUUUUCAUACCCAGAAAUAUUAUUUAUCAUGACACAAUAU